Messenger RNA from Miscanthus lutarioriparius, 225 nucleotides. NCBI's taxonomy places the organism in Eukaryota, Viridiplantae, Streptophyta, Magnoliopsida, Poales, Poaceae. The record is from the annotation of a GenBank genome assembly.
AUGAAGCUUCUUCCUCUGUUUUUCCUUGCAAUGGUCAUGCUCAACGCUUGCACUGCGGCGCAUCACAAGGCAGAAUUAGUUCACAAAGUGAAGGUGGGGACAGCGGAGGGGACGUCAGUCGACAAUCACCAUGCGAUACCAAGGCCCGAUUAUGAUAGCUGGAGCAGCCCUGGAAACAUGCCGGGAAGUGGCCAUGACGUUGGGAGUGAAGAUGCUAAGCCAUGA